This is a messenger RNA of Callorhinus ursinus (northern fur seal), 1285 nucleotides long. RefSeq names its product homeobox A10 (gene HOXA10). Gene Ontology annotation, molecular function: DNA-binding transcription factor activity, RNA polymerase II-specific; RNA polymerase II cis-regulatory region sequence-specific DNA binding. The record is from RefSeq and is a predicted model, not a curated record. NCBI's taxonomy places the organism in Eukaryota, Metazoa, Chordata, Mammalia, Carnivora, Otariidae. Gene Ontology annotation, cellular component: nucleus. Gene Ontology annotation, biological process: regulation of transcription by RNA polymerase II.
AUGUCAGCCAGAAAGGGCUAUCUGCUCCCUUCGCCAAAUUAUCCCACAACAAUGUCAUGCUCGGAGAGCCCCGCCGCGAACUCUUUUUUGGUCGACUCGCUCAUCAGCUCGGGCAGAGGCGAGGCUGGCGGUGGUGGCAGCGGCGCGGGGGGCGGUGGCGGCGGCGGCGGCUACUACGCCCACGGCGGGGUAUACCUGCCUCCGGCCGCCGACCUGCCCUACGGGCUGCAGAGCUGCGGGCUCUUCCCGGCUCUGGGAGGCAAGCGCAAUGAGGCGGCGUCGCCGGGCGGCGGCGGCAGCAGCGGGGGCCUGGGUCCCGGGGCGCACGGCUACGCGCCCGCGCCUAUAGACCUGUGGCUGGACGCGCCCCGGUCGUGUCGGAUGGAGCCGCCCGAGGGGCCGCCGCCACCGCCCCAGCAGCAGCCACCGCCCCCGCCGCAACCACCCCAACCCCCGCCGCAGGCCACCUCGUGCUCUUUCGCGCAGAACAUCAAAGAGGAGAGCUCCUACUGCCUCUACGACUCGGCAGACAAAUGCCCCAAAGGCUCCACCGCCACAGCCGAGCUGGCUCCCUUCCCGCGGGGCCCGCCGCCCGACGGCUGCUCCCUGAGCACCUCCAGCGGGGUGCCAGUGCCUGGCUACUUCCGCCUCUCCCAGGCCUAUGGCACCGCCAAGGGUUACGGCAGCAGCGGCGGCGCGCAACAGCUCGGCGCCGGCCCGUUCCCCGCUCAGCCCCCCGGGCGCGGCUUCGACCCGCCACCCGCCCUCGCCUCCGGCUCAGCGGAUGCAGCCCGGAAAGAGCGAGCCCUCGAUUCACCGCCGCCCCCUACGCUGACUUGCGGUGGUGGCGGCGGCGGCGGGGGCUCACAGGGCGACGAGGAGGCGCACGCGUCGUCCUCGGCCGCAGAGGAGCUCUCCCCGGCCCCUUCCGAGAGCAGCAAAGCCUCGCCCGAGAAGGACUCCCUGGGCAAUUCCAAAGGCGAAAACGCAGCCAACUGGCUCACGGCAAAGAGCGGCAGGAAGAAGCGCUGCCCCUACACCAAGCACCAGACGCUGGAGCUGGAGAAGGAGUUUCUGUUCAACAUGUACCUUACUCGAGAGCGGCGCCUAGAGAUCAGCCGCAGCGUCCACCUCACGGACAGACAAGUUAAAAUCUGGUUUCAGAAUCGCAGGAUGAAACUGAAGAAAAUGAACCGAGAAAACCGAAUCCGGGAGCUCACAGCCAAUUUUAAUUUUUCCUGAUGAAGCUCCAGGCAAUGCCGUUUUUUCGCUGCCAGAGAGCCGU